AUAAUAUAUAUUUUUAGGAGUUUGCUUAUUUGUGUUGUUCCUCGCAUGCAUUAUACGCAAGCUGUCUUUUUUUUCCUUGAAGAUCCAGAGCCAUGGUUACAUCGAUUUCUGAUACGACCAUGGCUCUGGUUCUGAUCCUCUCGAUCCUGCUCGUGUUCUGCUCGGGGCCGGCCAUCGCGGAGCUCACGAGGAUCGAUCAGCCGACGAAGAGCGACGGGUCGUUGAGCCUUCUCGUCGUCGGCGAUUGGGGGAGACGAGGGAACUACAACCAAUCCCUAGUCGCAACUCAGAUGGGAAGGAUUGGAGAGGAAUUAGACAUAGAUUUUGUUAUAUCCACCGGCGAUAAUUUCUACGAAAAUGGUUUAACGGGCGUCAACGAUACUGCGUUCGAAGAAUCAUUCUCCAACAUUUACACUGCAAAGAGCCUACACAAGCCAUGGUACACUGUUCUCGGAAAUCAUGAUUAUAGGGGUGAUGUUCUAGCUCAACUAAGCGACGCAGUUCGAAGGAUCGAUCCCCGAUUCACUUGCAUGAGAUCUUUUAUUGUCAAUGCAGAAAUCGCGGAUUUUUUCUUCGUCGAUACCACCCCUUUCGUCAACAAGUAUUGGACUGAUCCUGAGGACCAUCACUAUGACUGGAGGGAGGUUUCUCCCCGCGAAACUUACAUCGAAAACCUCUCAAAGGAUUUGGACUCCGCAUUGAAAGAAUCGGUUGCGACAUGGAAAAUUGUUGUGGGGCAUCACACAAUGAGAAGCGUUAGCGAGCACGGCGACACCAAAGAGCUUCUCAAAUCACUCCUCCCCAUCCUCAAGGCGCACGAAGUCGACUUUUACGUCAAUGGUCAUGAUCAUUGUCUCCAGCACAUUAGUAGCAUUGAUAGCCCGAUACAGUACUUCACGAGCGGGGGAGGGUCAAAAGCGUGGAGGGGAGCAUUCAGGCCGAACUCCGACAUGCUCCAGUUCUUCUACGACGGGCAAGGAUUCAUGUCGCUGCGAUUGAGCCCCCUCGAGGCGAAUUUCGUGUUCUACGACGCAUUCGGUCGAGUGUUGUAUGAAUGGGGCUUAGCCAAGGUUGUAACUAGAAAGUUGUUUCAUCCUGCAGCAAUGUAGGUAGGAAUUGUUGUUGUAAGAAGUUGUAGGAUGUUGGAAAAGAUAAUAAUGUUGUAUUUUGUAGGAGGGAUUAAUUGCAAAUUUCUUAUUAAUUAGUUAGGGUUAUGAUGGAGAUGUGUUGGGGAAAAGUUUGAUUGAUAGGGGAUGUUGAGUGCUCUUGUAAUUGUUGUGUUAUUGGAGAAUGAUUGAGGAAUUGUUGAGUUAUUGAAGAUGAUUGAGGAUGUUAUUGACGGUGAUUGAGGAACAAAUUGUACUCAUUUUUAAUGAUUUGGGCUUUGUAAUUGUUACACCUGUGCCAUAUCGAAUGGGAUACUAAUUUCGAUCAGUUUA
This is a messenger RNA of Ananas comosus (pineapple), 1439 nucleotides long. Its product is annotated as purple acid phosphatase 3-like. The record is from RefSeq and is a predicted model, not a curated record. NCBI's taxonomy places the organism in Eukaryota, Viridiplantae, Streptophyta, Magnoliopsida, Poales, Bromeliaceae. The transcript has 7 exons. Bases 93 to 1109 code for a protein of 338 amino acids. Gene Ontology annotation, molecular function: ferric iron binding; ferrous iron binding; acid phosphatase activity.